Messenger RNA from Pteronotus mesoamericanus, 5313 nucleotides. RefSeq names its product threonine synthase like 1 (gene THNSL1). The record is from RefSeq and is a predicted model, not a curated record. Lineage: Eukaryota; Metazoa; Chordata; Mammalia; Chiroptera; Mormoopidae. The transcript has 3 exons. The coding region runs from base 468 to 2699 and encodes 743 amino acids. Gene Ontology annotation, cellular component: cytoplasm.
AGUCACGUGCCUGUCCGGGUUGCUGUGGGCGUGGGUGUGGCGUGCGGACGCGCAGGUUCGCACCGGCGCAGUCGCCGGGGUUGCAGAGCAGGUUUGGAGCGGCCUUAACGGGGGCUCGGGCCUGGACGGCGGUGGUUCACGGGGAGGGGCGCAAGUGAGGGGUUCGAUACCGAGGCGACCCUGGCAGCUCCCGGGUACUCCAUCCCAUGUCCUUACCUUUUCCCCAUCUUCUCAGUGUGAUUUUUCUUGACUUCACUUUUGCAGAGAUUGACUUUGCCUCAGCUUCAGCAAGCUCAUCAUCUAAUAUUGGUGCGUGUGUAUUAUAUGUUUACAAGUCACUGGGAGUUAAGCACAGCACAUACAAGCUGGGAAGCCAAAUAAGGAAAUGUAUUCCUUCUCUUGACAGUUUUAAUUUAACUUGCUAAAGCCAGUUUUUAGGUUGGCUUGAGCAGAAAAGUGAAAAGAGAAUGCUCCACUUUAACCGAUGUCAGCAUCUGAAACGAAUAACCCAGAAAUGUUUUUCUAUUAUACAUGUUAAAACGGAUAAAUGUGCGCAGCUAUUUCUUUCAAGAACCUUUGUACUUGCAGAAUUAAGGAAGUCAUGGCACUCAACCCACUCUCUCGUUGGAGACAAAAAUAUUAUCCUGAUGGGACCGCCUGGAGCUGGGAAAACAACAGUAGGCAGAAUAAUAGGUCAGAAGCUAGGUUGUUGUGUCAUAGAUGUGGAUGAUGAUAUCCUUGAAAAAACCUGGAAUAUGAGUGUGUCUGAAAAAUUACAGGAUGUUGGUAAUGAACAAUUUUUAGAAGAGGAAGGAAAAGCUGUGUUAAACUUCUCUGCAUCUGGAAGUGUAAUUUCCCUUACUGGGUCCAAUCCAAUGCAUGAUGCUAGCAUGUGGCAUCUGAAGAAAAAUGGAAUAAUUGUGUACUUGGAUGUACCUCUAACAGAUAUAGUUAGCCGUCUAAAAUUAAUGAAAAUAGAUAGGAUUGUAGGUCAGAAUUCUGGGACAUCUAUGAUAGAGUUACUUAAAUUAAGAAGACAGUAUUGUAAGAAGUGGUACGAUACCCGUGUUUUUUGUGAAAGUGGGGCUUCCCCAGAGGAGGUAGCUGACAAAGUGCUUAAUGCAGUUAAAAGAUACCAAGAUGUGGACUCAGAAACAUUCAUUUCAACAAGACACAUUUGGCCUAAAGACUGUGAACACAAGAUUUCAACGAAAUUCUUUAGCGAAGCUGUGAUUGAGGGAUUAGCUUCUGAUGGUGGACUCUUUGUUCCCGAGAAGGAAUUUCCAAAAUUAAACUCUGGGGAGUGGAAAAACCUAGUAAGAGCAACCUACAUAGAAAGAGCACAAAUACUGUUAGAAAAGUGUAUACACCCUGCUGACAUACCUGCUGCCAAAUUGGGAGAAAUGAUUGAAAUUGCUUAUGGGGAAAACUUUACCUGCUCAAAAAUUGCCCCUGUCAGGCACCUUUCUGGCAACCAGUUCAUCUUGGAGUUGUUUUAUGGACCAACAGGAUCAUUUAAAGAUUUAUCUUUACAGCUUAUGCCUCAUCUUUUUGCAUACUGUAUUCCACCAAGUUGCAAUUAUAUGAUACUUGUAGCCACUUCAGGAGACACAGGGAGUGCUGUCUUAAAUGGUUUUAGUCAUCUUAAUGAGAAUGACAAGCAAAGAAUAGCUGUGGCCACAUUUUUUCCUGAGAACGGAGUAAGUGAUUUUCAAAAAGCACAAAUAAUUGGUAGCCAGAAAGAAAAUGGAUGGGCAGUAGGUGUCAAGUCAGAUUUUGAUUUUUGCCAGACAGCUAUAAAAGAAAUUUUUAAAGAUUCUGAUUUUACUGGCUUUCUUACUGUGGAAUAUGGAACAAUCUUAAGUUCAGCUAAUUCCAUAAACUGGGGCCGACUGCUUCCCCAAGUAGUUUAUCAUGCUUCUGCAUAUCUUGAUCUUGUUAGUCAAGGCUUUAUUUCUUUUGGAAGCCCAGUGGAUGUCUGUAUUCCCACAGGAAAUUUUGGUAACAUUUUAGCCGCAGUGUAUGCCAAAAUGAUGGGAAUUCCUAUUCGGAAAUUUAUUUGUGCUUCUAAUCAGAACCACGUUUUGACUGAUUUUAUAAAAACAGGACGUUAUGAUCUAAGGGAAAGAAAAUUAGCGCAGACCUUUUCACCAGCAAUAGAUAUUCUCAAAUCUUCAAACCUGGAACGACACUUAUAUUUGAUGGCUAAUAAAGAUGGACAAUUAAUGACAAAGUUAUUUAAUCAAUUAGAAGAGCAGCAUCACUUCCAGAUAGAAAAGAUUCUAGUUGAGAAACUUCAGCAGGAUUUUGUAGCUGACUGGUGCUCUGAGGGAGAGUGUCUAGCAGCUAUUCACUCCACCUACAAUACUUCAGGAUAUAUUUUGGAUCCACACACUGCUGUUGCAAAAGUGGUUGCAGACAGAUUGCAGGACAAAACUUGCCCAGUGAUCAUCUCAUCUACAGCUCAUUACUCAAAGUUUGCACCUGCUAUCAUGCAGGCUUUAAAGAUUCAAGAAAUCAACCAAACAUCAUCAAGUCAGCUUUAUUUAUUGAGUUCAUACAAUGCAUUACCUCCACCACAUGAGACUUUAUUAGAGAGAACAAAACAGCAAGAGAAGAUGGAGUACCAGGUCUGUGCAGCUGAUGUGAAUGUCCUAAAGAAUCAUGUGGAAAAACUAAUACAAAAUCAAUUCAUAUAAAAGUUUUCUGAGUAAAAUAUUUUUUCUGGUAAUUAGCAUGCAAUAAUAAAUCACAGAAGUUGAUUUGGAGUACAAUAGCAUUUUUAAUUUAAAUAUGUCUAUAUUAUUAUAUUUUGGAAUUUCAGUAACUUAAUCUCUAGAACUGAACUUUGUACUUGCACAUGCUCCUUGGAUCAUUAAUCUUGAAGUGACAAAAAGGUAGCAUAGUGCAUGGACCCUUGUGCUGUUGUGCUGUGCUUUGUACUCAUGAGGGAUAUAUCGGUUUCCACUUUCUUACCCCCACUUUUAGGUGGAGCAAAAUGUCUGGUAUUUAACUUGGCAAUUAAAAUACUUAAGCACAGUUGCUAACUACUACAUCUGUAAUCAUUACUGGUUCUCUGUUGAUGAGAAAGAUAAUUUACCACUCAAAUGGCUAACUUGUAUGGAUGAAGUAGUAAGCUCAUCUAUUAAAAUCAAGCCAGUGUUUUUAAUUCUACUUAGAAUCCAUUUGGGCUACAAAUAAUUACGUGUAUACUACACCAUCCAAAUUAGAUAAGUGCUCUGUCCUUCACUCCCAUUUGGAUGUUUAUAGUUGGAGUGAUGUAGUUUGAAAAUCAAGAUUCAGAAAUAAAAUUACCUAUUUAAAGAGAACAAUUUUUCAAAAUUCAAUGUAUUUGAAUUUUAAUGGAAGUGUGUUUAUAGGUAGCAGCUUCUCUAUAUUAUUUUCUCUUUACAAUGAACAUUGUCUUUUUUUGACAACUAAAACCAUACACAACUGAUGCAUAUAUUUAAUGCUUCAUAGUAUCAAUACAUUUUAACAAUACAUUUGUGAAUUUACUGGAUGUUUUACUUCUGAAUUAAAGAUUGUCGCUGAGCCCUGGCCGAGUAGCUCAGCUGGUUAAGAGUGCUGUCCAGAUAUGCCAAGGUUGUGGGUUUGAUCCCUGGCCAGGACACAUACCAGUAUCAACCAAUGAAUUCAUAAAUAAGUGGAACAAAUCAAUCUCUCAUCAAUAAAUAAAAAUUUAAAAAAACAAGAUUGUCAUUGAAAGGACUUAAUAGUGUAAUGGACUACUCUCAACCACAAGAUGGCAUUCCUAACAUGAUUUGUCAUUGCUGAUAACAUUUUAUCUCAUUUUCCGGGGGAACUACCUCCAUGAAAAAAAUAUAUUAAAAGUUAUUUUAAAAAUCAAUAGCUUAAUGAACAUGAAUACUUUGUUUAAAAAAUUUAAAAAUGCAAACCAAUUAUAUAUUAACCUUGGCUCCCUGGCUUAACUUCUAAAAAGUAAGCUCUAAAACCAAAAAUUGAAAACCAGGAGCAGUUGUAAGAAAACAGAGGUUUCAAAGUUCAUUCGUAGUUAUUUUAUCGUUUGCUUUUAAGGAUAUUUGUUUCAGUAGAUGACAUAAAAUACAUCUAAAUGUUUGCUGUGUGUAUGAGAAUACAUUUUUUUCUGAGAGGGAGGGACAGUUUAACAAGAGAGAGUUUCUGCCAAGAACUGUAGUUAAGGAGACAACACAUAAGAAAUCAUGAACAACAUGAAACAGUUUCUGCAAGACAGUCCAUGAGUAAGUGAAACAUGAGUGAUACAGUCAAGUGUUGUAAGAUUUAAGGAAAGAUUACCAUGAGAUAAUGAGUUCAGAGGAAAGAACAUGAGGUCAGUCUUGAGGCAUGCGAAGUCUUUCUGAGAGAAAAGAAAGAGGAAAUACAUUCUAGACAGAGACCAGGGAAAUAGCUAAGGUGAAAUGGCUUAAGAAAGCACCUGUAUUUAUCCUUGUUAAUUUUGUUCUCUCACAUACUUAAAACCAGCUCUGGUCCUUCCCUCUCUGCUAAUGAUCUUUCCUCAUUCAAGAGAAGGAACAAACCAUCAGAUGUAACAUAUCUUGGUUUCCCAUCACCAAAUGUAAAAAAAUCUGCUGCAGCUGUUUGUAUUCUUUCCUACUCCACUUUGAAAUUCCACUUUGAAUUCCUUCUCCUUUCAGAGGCAGACCUUUUCACGCAUGUCUUGGACUCUGUCCUUCGUAAUACUCAAGUAACGUGUUUCAUCAGUUGUCUUUCCUGUUUCUUCAACUUUUCCCCUCUAAUGGAACCUUUUUUCCUAUGCCAUUCAGAUGCCCUCUUCUCCCAUCAGAAAAAGCAUAAAAUUUUCCCCAUCUACAAAAAGCCUCUUCAAAAAGUUGCCCGCAUACAUGUGUCUAUUCUCAUUUUCUCCAGAGUGUGUACAAAGUGUAUGUUUAAGGAUGAAUAAUAAAUACAUAUGUAGUCACUGCUUCUCUUUUAGCCUAGAACAUUAUAACUUCGAUACCCACUGCAGCUCUUCUUCUAUUAUGUUCUCUGGUCUCCCCUAGAGGUACCACUAUCCUAGAUUUUCUGUUCAUCAUUCCCUUGUUUGUAUUUAUAGUUUUGCCUCUUUUUGAAUUUUACAUAAAUAGAAUCAUUUUAUGUGUGCUUCUUUCACCUCCUAUUGCUGAACAACUGUAAAAUUCAUGCAGAUGAGUGAAGCCACAGUUCAUUAAUUUUUAUUACUAUAUAAUUUAUUGUGUGAAUAGGACAAUCUAUGUACUUACCAAUUAAUGAAUAUUUAGAUUGUCUAAUUUUCAUCUGUUCUUAUAUCCAAUAUGUAUACUAUUUUGUAAAAUU